CUGCAGCAGGUGCAGCUUAUCAACAAUAAUAACGGGAUCAGCUAACGGGACUCCGGUACCUACAGACGGGAUGCACCGACUGUUGCUCGUGUUUCUGGCCGCCGCCGGGGCGUCUGUCCUCGGCGUCCUCGGGCGGAGCGUGUCCCCGGCGGCCGGGCCGUGCCUCGCCCCGCUGCAGUGGGAGGGCCGCUGGGUGCAGUACGACCACAGCACCGGCAGGAACAGACGGGCCGCGGUCUCCUACGACGGCCUGAACCAGAGGAUCCGAGUCCUGCAGCAGCACAAGAAGCACACCCCGUGUCAGAAGUGA
Messenger RNA from Plectropomus leopardus (leopard coralgrouper), 310 nucleotides. NCBI's taxonomy places the organism in Eukaryota, Metazoa, Chordata, Actinopteri, Perciformes, Serranidae. The record is from RefSeq and is a predicted model, not a curated record.